CCAGCCUGGUCUACCGAGUUCUAGGAUAGCUAGGGCUAAACAGAAACCCUGUCUCAAAAAACAAAAGUUUUUAAAGGCAUAAGAAGAGAACACUUAGGCUGUGAAUAUAUCAGAGGAGCAGGCAAGAUGACCUGGGUAAAGGCCCUUGCCACCACGGUGAAAGACCUGAGUUAAGUCUUUGGGACCCAUAUGGUGGAAAGAGAAAACCAACUUCUGAAAGCUGUCCUCUGACCUCCACCUGCAUUGUGCCGUAUACAUGUGUACACAAAAAGAAACAGGUGUAGUUUAAAAAUCGACAAGGGGGCUUAGUGGUAAAGCACACGUGUGAUUCACACACACAGUCGAGUAAUUGCUAGGCACAGUACUAGGCAACUGUAGUCUGCAACUCAGGAAACUGAGGCAGGAGGAUUUCAACAAGCCUGAGCAACGUUGUGAAAUCUUGUCUCCAAUAAGGGAAGGUCCCAGAUGUUCAAGGUACAAUGGUCAGGGAGCAGGCAGGGCCUGUUGGGGCAGUGGGCUAACCAAAGAGUACUCAAACUGAAAAAGCAGUUUUAACGAGGGAGGUCUCAGCUGCACACUUGGUAAGAGACAGGAAUGGGUGGACCAGUGUGGGACACAAACACCAAGUAUUUAUAUAGUAGAACAAGGAUAUUCCUUGGCUUUGCACGGGGGUCUGGGAGGAGCCAGACUCUGGAGAGGGGUGCUGACCCAGAUGCUAUGCAAACAGGUUCCUGAAAGGUGGGUCUUCCCUCCCCAGGCUUUCAGAAGUCAAAUCCCUCUUAGGUUCCCUCCCCAUCCUGGGUUCCCCGGGAGGCAGCCCAAUGUGAAAAAUAGAGAAGGAAGUUAAAGGGGUGGCUGCCUCUGAUGACAUAGCCAGGCAGUGGCAAAAACCCUGGGAAGACACUUUUCCCCCAUAUAUUUAUGUGUAUAAAUAACUUUGCCUGUGUGUAUGUCCACAUACAUGCAGUACCGAAGGGAUCAGAUCCUCUGGAACUGGAGUUACAGGGAUGGUUGUGAGCUAGGUGGAUGCCAAGACUUGAGACUAGGUUCUUCGCAAGAGUAAUCAAGCUGGUUUUAAAGCUAAUCUCUCCAGCACCAUACAGCUUUAAAACCAGUUUGGUUUGAAACUUUGUUUACCUAAGGAAAGUCUGUUAUAAUAACCACAAGAGGGCGUGCUUUCCCCAGAAUUCUAAAAGCUCAGCAAUGGCUGAUUGCCAAAUAAAAGCCAGUCCCAAAUUCUGCAAUCUGAAUUUUGUUUUUACAAAAUCAAAGUGUUCCUCUCCUAGUGAUAUAUUCUAUCAGUAGCAAAACCACAGGGUGAUGCUGCAGGAACAGAUAGAACAUUUCAAAGUUAAGGUAUUUAGUAUCUAGAUUGCAGGUGACUCUUCUGGAAGGGUUCCAUCACAGGGAGCCAGUAGGUGAAAAGGGGCUAAAUGUAUGUGGAUCGACCCCCUCCUGGAAUAUACCUAACCUUAGGUCAUCAUUACAGUGACUGGUGGACACUCAGAGGCACCCCACACCCCUCUCCAUUUGAAUGCUCAUUCCACUUUCCGUGAUUGCCAAGCUGGAAAGAAUUUGGGAAAGAAAUGGGAAAAGUGUUCUUAGUGGGGGAUUGCCUGAACAGGUCAAAGGCCCACCUGGGCAGGGCGCCAGUCACUUGGCCAAGACGACAGUUUGUGUAGACACCAAAGGGACUCUGUAAGAUCAGUGGCUAUGCACAUGAUCACGAUACCCAGCAAUUAGCAGGAACCAAGUCAUAAGAACUGGUUAUCAGUAUUGAGGAAGGCUGAGUACACGUUCUGCCCAGGGAACUCUGCAGGAAAUGUCUGCAGUGACGUUCAGUGGCCAAAGUCAUCAUGGGACUUGGAAAUACAUCAGACAGACAUGGUUGAGUCAGGCAAGAGUCCAAUUCUCUCUUGGACCUCAAUUUUUAAAAAAUUUCUAACCUUCCUCCAUUCCAGAUAUACUAUGAACAUAUGCACACUUGUGUGUGUGUGUGCAUGAACACGCGCGUGCACAAACAUACACACAACUUCAAAUUCUUUCUGGGUGGUGUUUACCUUUUCCAGAAUCAUUCCCGUUCACCCUGGAUCCUGGCUUACAGUGUCUUCCUUGCCUUGGACAUUUUUUUCUAAUUGGAGGUUGGUGGAAACCAGGGUGCUGGAAACCCAUGCACGUCCUUUGCUCCUGCCCCAAGAGCCUUUUGAAGCCUGGCCUCGAGGGCUCUUAGGAUGCUGGAACAGAAGCAAAUUUGGGAAGGGGGGAUUGCAAAACUAAUGAUCUUGAGUAUUUCUAAGUGACUGUCAUUGUACUACAGCCCACAGCCGAUGUCAGUAGAGGGGAUAGCAGUCUCUGCUCAUGCCAUGGAAGUGUGUGUGUGUGUGUGUGUGUGUGUGUGUGUGUGUGUAGGCUAGACGUCAAUUUUGGGUGUUGUUCCUUAGACACACACACCAAUUUUUUUUAAAACAUUGUCUCUCAUUAGCCUGGAGCUAACCAAUUAUGCUAUCUUGUCCAGCUAGUGAUCCCCAGGGACAUGCCAGACUCCACCUCCCCAGUUCUGGGAUUUCAAGCGCAUGUCAUCUGGCUUUGUGCUGUGUGUGUGUGUGUGUGUGUGUGUGUGUGUGUGUGUGUGUGUGUGUGUGUGUGUGUGUUGGUAGCCAACUCAAGUCCCCAAGCUUAAGUGGCAGGUACUUUACAAAUGAGCCAUCUCCCCAGCCUCCUGAACUGAUUCCUUCUGCCAGGGUUCUCUCCCCAGGUACCUGGGCUGGGUGUGGGGUCGGAUGGGGACAUGAACACAGGACUCUGACUUUCAGACUGUGGCUAGACCCUCUCCUCUCUGAGGUCCAUUCUGCUUUCAAAGGCAUAUGGGCAGCCAUCUCCCCAUUCCUGUCUCCGUAGGUCACUGGAUUCUUCAGUGGGGUUGGCAAGUGGUCCUGAAGCCGCAGGUCCUGUCACGCCAUGCUAGAAGUUGUAGGUCCCUAUGUCUGUCACCCUCUGCUAUUUGGCGGAUAUGAAGUGGUCCGGGAUAGGGUAGUCUGCUGGUCUCACACUCUUCUCCCUGCCUGCGGACCCUGGGGACUUCCAGAUGGGAGGCAGCUCAGACCCACAAGAAGGCAAGCCACCAAGUGGCGUGGCUGCCUACACUUGGUUCUCAGAUUUCCUGCUCAGCCCUCAGCCACUGCCUGGGUCUGCAGGCCCAGCGGAUUGGAAGCCCCCCUCCCUCCGGCUCUGAAGGAGGCUGGGCCAGCCAGGGGGUUAUUUUGGGAGCAGCUUCUGAGAUCCAAUGGCCUUGUUAGGGCAACACUGACCUUUCUAUCCUGGGAGGAAGGCUGGGCUGGAGAAGGGGCGGGGCAGCUGGGCGAUCUGAGCCGCACGCCCACUGGAGUGGAUGAGAAGGGGGCCAGCGGCUGCUUCAGGGUGGGCAGCAGGAAUUCAGCCUUGGCUCGGCUACUAACUCGGGAAUUGCCCCUCUUUGAAAAGACAGGACUCCUCCACUUAUUUCACUUCUUAAAGAGGGCACACAGGAUUCCAUGGAAGCUGGACCUGGGACUCUGUGGCAUCUUGGAGCCUCUUCUGCCGGCUUCCCUUCCAGCUGCAGCCUUGCUGGGAUAACAGAGGGGACCUCCCAGCCAUGGCACUGACCAGCGCCCCCACUGCUGACUUGGUCUUUGGGCUCUUUCAGCCUCUGCAGACUUCUUGCUUUUUCUACCUUUCUGGAGCCCAGUGGUGAGCCUAAGGGCUCAGCCUGAAGGUGCCUGGAGAGCAUCAGGUAUCCCAACGGCCCAAGCUGGAGGACAGGGCCGGGGUCAGGAGUGAGGAUGAGAUGAGCGGGGGCCGCUUUGACUUUGACGAUGGUGGAGCGUACUGUGGGGGCUGGGAGGGGGGGAAGGCACAUGGGCACGGACUGUGCACCGGCCCCAAGGGCCAGGGUGAAUACUCGGGCUCCUGGAAUUUUGGCUUUGAAGUGGCGGGCGUCUACACCUGGCCCAGUGGGAAUACCUUUGAGGGAUACUGGAGCCAGGGCAAACGACAUGGGCUUGGCAUAGAGACCAAGGGACGCUGGCUCUACAAGGGGGAGUGGACGCAUGGCUUCAAGGGGCGCUAUGGAAUCCGGCAGAGCACGAGCAGCGGUGCCAAGUAUGAAGGCACUUGGAACAAUGGCCUACAGGACGGUUAUGGCACGGAGACCUAUGCAGAUGGAGGGACUUACCAAGGCCAGUUCACCAACGGUAUGCGGCAUGGCUACGGCGUGCGCCAAAGUGUGCCCUAUGGGAUGGCAGUGGUGGUGCGCUCCCCGCUGCGCACGUCGCUGUCCUCACUGCGCAGUGAGCACAGCAAUGGCACGGUGGCUCCGGACUCGCCGGCGGCAGAUGGGCCCGUGCUGCCCUCGCCCCCGGUACCGCGAGGUGGCUUCGCGCUCAGCCUGCUAGCCACCGCAGAGGCUGCGCGUCCCCCGGGGCUGUUCACACGUGGCACACUACUGGGUCGGCUGCGACGCUCAGAGUCGCGCACGUCGUUGGGCAGCCAGCGCAGCCGCUUGAGCUUCCUCAAGAGCGAGCUGAGCUCGGGCGCCAGCGAUGCAGCGUCCACCGGCAGCCUGGCCGAGGGGGCCGAGGGCGCCGACGACACGGCUGCGCCCUUCGAAGCCGACAUCGACGCCACCACCACGGAGACCUACAUGGGCGAGUGGAAGAACGACAGGCGCUCAGGCUUUGGCGUGAGUGAGCGCUCUAGUGGCUUGCGCUACGAGGGAGAGUGGCUGGACAACCUGCGCCAUGGCUACGGCCGCACCACGCUGCCAGACGGCCACCGUGAGGAGGGCAAGUACCGCCACAACGUGCUGGUCAAGGGCACCAAGCGCCGCGUGCUGCCGCUCAAGAGCAACAAGGUACGCCAGAAGGUGGAGCAUGGCGUCGAGGGCGCGCAGCGGGCAGCAGCCAUUGCCCGCCAGAAGGCCGAGAUCGCCGCCUCCAGGACAAGCCACGCCAAAGCCAAGGCUGAGGCAUCGGAACAGGCUUCCCUGGCUGCCAACCACGAAUCCAACAUUGCCCGUACGUUGGCCAAGGAGCUGGCCCCAGACUUCUACCAGCCAGGUCCUGAGUAUCAGAAGCGUCGGUUGCUCCAGGAGAUCCUGGAGAACUCAGAAAGCCUGUUGGAACCCCCGGAGCGGGGCGCAGGCGCCGGCCUCCCCGAACGGCCCCGGGAGAGCCCGCAAUUGCAUGAGCGCGAGACCCCGCAGCCUGAGGGAGGACCCCCGUCUCCGGCCGGGACGCCCCCACAACCCAAGAGGCCCCGACCCGGAGCAUCCAAGGACGGCCUGCUGAGUCCGGGCGCCUGGAACGGUGAGCCCGGCGGAGAGGGCAGCCGGCCGGUUACGCCAUCCGAUGGUGCUGGCCGUCGCAGCCCCCGUCCAGCCUCGGAGCACAUGGCCAUCGAGGCACUGCAGCCGCCGCCCGCGCCAUCACGGGAGCCAGAGGUGGCAAUGUACCGUGGCUACCACAGUUAUGCGGUGCGCACCGGCCCUCCCGAGCCCCCGCCCUUGGAGGACGAGCCUGAGCCCGAGGCCUCCGGAUCCAACUCGGUGCCCCCGUCCCCCGCCUCUGCCACCGCCCCAGAGGAGCAUCCCCCUGCACCGCGAAGUCCGGUGCCCGCCAAGCCCGCCACGCUGGAGCCCAAGCCCAUCGUUCCCAAAGCCGAGCCCAAGGCCAAGGCGCGCAAGACAGAGGCCCGAGGGUUGAGCAAGGUCAAGAAGAAGAGUCGUAAGGAGGUGGCACUGGCGGCAGAGGCUGAGGUGGAGGUGGAGGAGGUACCCAACACUGUCCUCAUCUGUAUGGUGAUUCUGCUUAACAUUGGUCUGGCUAUCUUAUUUGUUCACCUCCUGACUUGACCCUCAUCUACCAGGGCCAGGAGUGCCACUGAGGAUGCCAGGACCUGUCUUUCUGCAAUGCCAAGCAGGUGUCCCAGGAGGACUGGACUGUGAACUGAAGCCUUGUUCCACCCACUCCAUGGAUAUUUGAGGAGGCCUCCCUGUGAGCCCUGGGUGCCAGGGUGCCUGAGGAAGAGAAUGUCUAGGUACCCUCCAGCGCGAAGGAUGCCCUGAGAGAAGGACCCUGGUCAUCCCUAGCUUCCGAUCUGCUCCUGUAUCGUCCUCAGCCCUGCCUCGCCUUGCCCUGUCAUCCUUCCCUGGGCUUUUGUGUGUUUUGAGAGAUGCCACCUAAGCAAGAUAUUAAUACAAAUCUCUUCCUCCUAUACAACCUCCAAUCUAGUACUCUGGUUGACGGCUUGAGGUCACCCAGGAAGAUGAGGGGCACAGAAGUCCCUUGGGUAGUGAAGGUGUGAAGACCCUGGGAUGGUGCAGUCCUCCCCAGCCCACAUUGAUCCGGAGUUUAGAGAGCUCUGGAGGGCAGUGUAGGAAAUGGAGAAGCCCAGUCGAAUAUACCAGUGUGCAAUGCUCUGCAUCCUCCCACCAGGCCAGUUGGCCUCCCCGAGGACCAGUGGCAGGGGAGACCUGAGCAUCUGAGCCUUUGGCUGGGAAAUCACCUCCAGGAGUCUGGGUGGGGUGGGAAGAAGGCAAAGCAUGUUGGUGAUGGCCCCUGGUUUUGAGUGUGUCUGGACCUGAGGCUGGAGUUCAUUUGGGGUCACUGAUGUGUCCUGGGUCAUUGUAUAGGAGCCCUAGGCCUGAGAGCUACAGCUACUGUGAUGUAUUAUGAAUUGGCUUAUCUGCUGAGGGAUCAGGGGAGCAUGGUGGGGAAGCCUGUGGAAGGCAAGGGCUACAUCCCUGGUGCAUAUUCUCUGGCAGAGAGAGGCUGGAGAUAAGCAUUAUCCAGGAAGACAGGAGUCAGUCUGGACUCCAGCUGCAGGCUGUGCAAUACUGAAUUGUGCUUGGCAGGUUUACUUGCAUGCACCUCACUUAAAGACGUUUGCACCACACUGCGUGUUUGGGCCCUUGGGCUUGCUGGGUGCAGCAUGGCAGCCUAGGACUUGUGGUCUCCUAUUCCCAUGAGGAUGGAAGGAAAUGGUUCCCAGGGCCCCCCAAGUUUAGGAGGCAAUGGCAUCCAAGCUGAGUUGGAGAAAACUGCUGACACACUCUGACUUCAUUUCUUUGGACCUCUCAGACUUGGGCAUGGAAGCUGGGCCUCCUCCUAGAACAGACAUGAACAUGGAUAUUGGGGGGUCAGCUUCCUUUUCUUCUCAGUCCAUGGGCAUCUUCUCUUUGAGUGUCACGCUGGCUGUCCCCUGCACUGCUGGGGCUUGGUGACUUGGUUGGAAUCACUUUUCUACAGAGAGGAGCCUGCAGAUGUUCCUGUACCAGCCAGUGUGGGCAGGACUGUGCCUCUGGCUGGGUUUUCCUGGAUUCUAGAGAAUGGGGAUGGGUGGGUGGAGGUUUUUUAGGGGUGACAGGACCCAGGCCUUGGAUCUGAGGUCAUUGCCGUACUCUGGGUCUGGUCCAGCCCUGGGGACAAGCUUGUGACUGUCGGAGCUAUCAGGGUUGUUUUAGGAGGUAUGUAUGGUAUGGGAUGGGUUCAGAAUGCCAAGUCUGUGCCAAAAAUAAAUCUGCAUCUUCUCACA
Molecule: messenger RNA, 7569 nt
Organism: Mesocricetus auratus (golden hamster)
Lineage: Eukaryota; Metazoa; Chordata; Mammalia; Rodentia; Cricetidae
Gene: Jph2
Product: junctophilin 2
Cellular component (GO): sarcoplasmic reticulum; plasma membrane; endoplasmic reticulum membrane
Source: RefSeq, a predicted model, not a curated record